UGAAAGAGAAGUUGCUGCUGAAAAAAGACAGCAGAGACGGGAGAGGGAAGGAGAAGCUCGAGGAUAGGAGAGUUUUCUGAGGAAAAGGCUGAGGGUGCGACUGGGGAAAGAGUGUGCAUCCUGACAGCAGUGGACUCAGAGACUAGAAGAGAAGAACUUACUAGAGAAGACUUCCAGUGAACAAACUGCAGAGAGGCCCUUUAUUUCCCCCACACUCGCUCACGGCCCCCGCUGCUACCUGCCAUGCCCACGCUGCCUGAGGAGGAGGAAGACUCCCCUGAGGAGAUGGACAGCUCCUCCAGUUCUCCCAGUACAUCUGGACAAUAUGAAAGUCGAGCUGUUGUCUUGACUGCCCCCACAAUCAUCUAUCCACAGCAGGCAACUAUUAUCCAACAAGAUGGACAUUCAGUAGAGCAGACCAGGCCACACAGUCCCAGAGCUCGCCUGGCCAGAAACUCCUGUGGAGGACCCAUCACCACAGUGGACACCACAGGCAAUGUAAUCGAUCUAGUGAAGGAUCAGCUUCCAGAAUUGCAGCUCUCUGAAGAGGAUCGACAGAAGAAUCUGGACCUGCUGGAACAAGCCAAGAAGGUCAGCGAUCGCUUCCUGACACGCCGUGGACGUAGGUCCACCAGCAGCCUUAAUGAAUCACCCACAGGUCUUUCUCCAACUCUCACUCCGUCAUCCUCACCAUGUUCAUCCAGAAGCAGCUCUCUGACUGUGGCCCCUCCGAGUCCUGUGGAGUCAGACUACAUCAGUUCACAGUCUGCUGGUCACACAAAGGAGCACCUGGAACUUCCAUCGGGGAGGGAGCAGUCUGUUGAAAUGACCCAAGAUCAGGAGGGCAACAAACUAUUGGUGGAUUGGAAGCCCAGUGAGAAAAGGAAAGUGUCCUCUGGAAUUUUAACACCCCGUUUUGCAGUUCAAAAGGAGAACUGUGAUCCUUGUGUGCCUAAUAAGAGUCCUGCUCCUCUAGUAACCAAUAAAACAGAUGAAGGAGCAGGUCUAGGUCGAAAUACCAACCAGACCCCGGCCACAGGGGUGGCCAAGCCUGUUCCCCGCCCUCCGACUCAACAGGCCCCCUGUACAGCUGAGAUCAAGACCAUUGGGGCCUUCCCUCCGCUUAUGAGAGCUGUUUCCUGGGACGCUGUAGGUAGCCAUAACUCUCGAAAUGGCAGCACUAGUUUCCCUCCUACAGCUGAUGACGUCUCCUCAGACAAGCUCAGGGAUGGUGUCUUCAAGUCUUCAUUCUAUAAGGACCUUUCAGGACAGCCAAGCAGUGCGCAGAAACUUUCUAAGCUGAGAGAGGAGCACAAGCUGAUACGGAAUCAGAGCAUAGUGGGAUCCAAGCUACCGGACUUGAGUGAAACUGCUGAACAGGACAAAGGUGCUGCAUCGUUUUCAGCACCAGCUGAUGGUGAGGAGUGUAAGGAAAAGUCUGAUGCCAUGCCAAACAUUUCAGAUGUGAUGCUUAGAAAACUCAAACUUCACCGGGGUCUACCAGGCUGUGCGCUACCUCUUACGGAAAAAGAAGUUGAGAACGCAUUUGUCCAGCUGUCACUGGCAUUUCGAAAUGACAACUACACUCUGGAGACCCGUCUCAAACAAGCAGAGAGGGAACGGAACCUCACCGAGGAGGACACUGAAAAAGAGCUGGAAGAGUUCAAAGGUGCACUGAAGAAGACGGCACCUCAGUGGCAGAACUUGGAGCAGCGUGAGGCCUACCAGCGCCUCAUAGAGACGGUAGCAGUGCUCCACCGACUGGCCACAAGGCUGUCCAGCAGAGCUGAAAUAGUCGGAGCAGUUCGACAGGAGAAGCGUAUGAACAAGGCCACUGAGGUCAUGAUGCAAUAUGUGGAAAACCUGAAGCGGACCUAUGAGAAGGAUCACGCUGAGUUGAUGGAGUUUAAGAAACUGGCCAACCAGAAUUCAAACCGCUGUUAUGGCACUUCUGUAGACACUGGAGAUGAUGGAGUUCCACGGCCGUCAAGAUCGAUGUCACUGACCCUCGGAAAGGCUCUGCCAAGGCGCAGAGUGAGUGUCGCGGUGGUGCCUAAGUUUAACCUUCUCAACAUCCCAGGUCAGACCCCAGCCACGGCUGGACCAGGCCCCAACACAGGCCCGGGCCCCCACGUGGGACCACCCAGCAGUGCUGCUCUUCCUGUUCUAUGUGAAGCAAGUGAUGGGAAAGGCAACACUUCAGGAGAGAUACCACCACCAGCAACAGAAUGUGGAAAGAACAUGUCUGAGCAGGAAAGCGAAACAUCUGCACCAGCCAAGACUUCAGCCAAAUUAGAGGAGAUCAGAGCUGAGAUCAGAGCCGAGAUCAAGGCAAAGAUCGAGGAGGAGGCAUACAAUAAAGGCCUCCAAGAUGGACUAAAGCAGUGCAAAGCAAUCCAGGAAGAGAAGAAUGAAGAGGGGGCUAAUGCAGACAUAUCUGUGGAAUCCAAAAAUAUGGACGAAGAGAGUGGAAAGAAGAGGAUUAGCAGGAGGUUGGAGAAGGUCCUGGCUCUCCUUAACCAGAAUUGUCCUGAGAUUUCCUGGAGCAGUCGACUUCUCAGGAUCACUUUGACCUUGUUGCUGGUGAUUUUUGUUCUUGUUAGCAUUUAUACAUACUUCAGUGACUACAGCAGCCAUGAGGACACGUAGGCAGAAAAAUGCUUUGUCCAAAGAAAGGAGAAGAUAUUUGAACAACCAAA
This is a messenger RNA of Thalassophryne amazonica, 2699 nucleotides long. RefSeq names its product murine retrovirus integration site 1 homolog (gene irag1). The record is from RefSeq and is a predicted model, not a curated record. Lineage: Eukaryota; Metazoa; Chordata; Actinopteri; Batrachoidiformes; Batrachoididae. The transcript is spliced from 21 exons. The coding region runs from base 244 to 2649 and encodes 801 amino acids.